CGAAUCGGAGCAGCCACUGACCUACUGGCCUAUUGAUUUUCCUACAAUUUUCUACGACCUGAAGCAGACGACACACCUCUCGAACACUUUCCCUCAGAGAUUCGGAACCAGAUAUUCUCAUCCAGGCUGAAUGCUGAGCCAAUUUCACAACUAGCGGGGAGCAUGAGGAUUUUUACAGUAGGGAGAGGGGACAAACCGGUCCAAAUGGGUCUGUGGAAUGCAACAAUAGAAGCCCGAGAAGCAUCCAGAUGGCACGCUGCACGCCGCGGGGUGCCGAUUUGGUUAGCACUCCGGAGCAUCUUCGUCCUGGAUUUCGUGGACGGGCACGUCGGUACAAUCCAAGCGAUUUCGGAUUGACUGGCAAUGAGGAAUGGCGCCAUCCACGCAUGUUUAGGGACAUGACCUAUGAAACCGAUGCUGCGGCCAUGGAAACCUUUCGCCAAGCACAACCACGUCGUCAAGCGUAUGAAACGGCUCUUAAUCUGAGCAAUCUGCCCGAGGAGUGCCUGGCGGAUAUGUCGGCGCCUGGUUUUGAUCUUAGCCUGCCAUCGCAGAUGUCCGAUUUGCGAGGAGAGUUUCUGGCCGAUGUUUCGGCUCCGGAUAUGUGCGAAGUCUCCCAAAGCCAUGUGGAUGAUGUGUAUGGUGAGAUUCUGGAUCGCUUUAGGAGUAUUCGUGAACGCAUUAAUCGUUCCAAUCAACACCGCCGAUCGGAUGACUGCGCAAUGCAACAACAUAAAACGCAUCGCAGAAUAUACACCCAUCGCGACCCAAGUGGCCAUGUAACCAGUCACGUGGAUGAGACGACCAUUUCGAAUACACCCUCACUGGAUUGCACACCGGCUGGUGAGGGCGGUAAGCCUGGACGUCAUCUUAAUUUCUCCUCGCCAAACGAAUCUGAAAACCUAAUGGAUGAGACAAUGCCCUCGUAUCAUGAUCCCACGAUGCCGAAUGAAUGUUUGGAGGUCAUGUCCUCGCAGGACAUUCUGGAGAACGAGACCAUGCCAUCGUUUGCCAAUAGUUCUGUACUAUCGCGAAGACAGCCAACAAUGCCUAGCGAAUGCCUCGAGGAUGUGAGCCAGCCCACGUUCGAGAGGAGUAGAUCACGUAGAAGGAGUAGACAGAGUUCCAGAAGGCAAUUGUCGAUGCCUUCGCAGAACCUUUGGGACAUAUCGGCGCCAUCUUUUGGCGACACCACCAGGGAUCGAACUACCAACGAGUGCCUGGAGGACAUAUCAAUGCCCGCCUUUGAAGAGGUUUCCAAUGUAUCCAGAAGCAGAAGUCCCCGGCGGAGGCAGAGGUCUAGGGGUGCGCGUAAUAUAAGUGAUACCUCGGCCCCAACUUUAGUCAGCUCCGGACGAGGGCAAACCACAAAUGAAUGCCUGGAUGACAUGACCAUGCCAUCGUUUGGAAGAUCAUCAAGCGCGUCACCGAACCGAAGCCGUCGUCAAACGCAAAGAUCGAUGUCAAAGCCAAACAUCAACGAUAUAUCUGAACCCACAUAUACCAGUAUCUUGAGGAAACCAAUGACUAACGAAUGCCUAGAUGAAAUUACGAUGCCAUCUUUUGGCCCAAUAUCGCAGGCUUCCAGGGGAAACAUGUCUCGAGGACAAACAAUGCCCAGCGAAUGUCUGGAGGACAUGACAAUGCCAUCUUUUGGUGGCCUUUCAAGAGGGAGAAGUUCCGACCGACAUCAGAUAUCCAUGCCAUCGAGGAUGACAAACGAGUGCUUGGAUGAUAUGACCAUGCCAUCGUUUGGUGGAGUUUCAGGAUCCUCCAGAAGGCAGUUAACGCUUCCCAACGAAUGCCUGAAUGAUGUGAGUGCGCCAUCCUUUGCGAAGAGCAGUUCACGAGGAUCAAGCCGCCGGCAGAGAACCAAUAUCGACGAUAUAUCGGCCCCUUCGUUUGCACACUCAACCAGAUAUGGAGAUGCAAACGAAUGCCUGGAAGAUGUGUCAAUGCCAUCGUACGGAGGAGUAUCAGGAACAUCGAAAAUAAAACGAUCAAGGCGCCAGCAGUUAACAAUGCCAUCGCAAAAUAUUGGAGAUAUAUCUGCACCAUCAUUCGCAAGUUCGGGUCGUGGUCAUACGACCAAUGAGUGCUUGGAGGACGUAUCGAUGCCAUCUUUUCGAGAAGUGUCUACCAAAUCCAGGAGCAGAAGUUCAAAGCGCCAACAAAGAUCCGCAAAAUCGUCAAGUCCUUUCGAUGCCCCACGUACAUCACAUGGUUCGAUGACCAACGAGUGUUUGGAUGAUGUGACCAUGCCUUCAAUAUCUGGAGUAUCUGCUGCGUCCAGAAGACAAAUGACCCUGCCAAGUGAGUGCUUGGACGACGUUAGUGCCCCAUCCUUUGGACGAAGCGUCUCCCGAGGUUCCAGCAGAAGGCGAGGCACACUGUCAUCCCCAAAUCCAUGUGCUAGUUCCACCAGAUGUCCACCGACAAAUGAGUGCUUGGACGACAUAACUAUGCCUUCGUUUGGUGCUGUUUCGAUGGGCCCCGAACAGAGACAGUUGACCAUGCCUAGUGAGUGCUUGGAGGACAUGAGUGCACCGUCCCUUGCAGGUAUUUCUGGUCCAUCUAGAAGACAAACUACUGGCCUACCCAGCGAGUGCCUUGACGACAUGAGCAUGCCGAACUUUGGCAAUAUUUCUGGAAUAUCGCGAAGAACUGAAUGUGAGCCUGCAUUUGGAAGAAGUAGAUCGGUUGGUAGGAGUGUUCGAAGUAAACGCAACCUAAGUAAACCUCAUUCCUCCAUUGAAUGUCUCGAAGAUGUGACAAUGCCAUCAUUUGGUGGUAUUUCAUAUUCUACUAGGAGAAAGAGUACUGCACGACGUCAGACAUCCAUGCCACCUAUUACCGACUUAUCUGCCAUGAGGACUAAUGAAUGUUUGGAAGAUGUUACUAUGCCUUCUAUUGGAGAUGUAUCGGGCAGAUCCACAGCAAGUAGUCCGCGGCAAAGAAUACCAACUCCGAGAAGAGGGCAGUUCACAAGCGAGUGUUUGGAUGAUCAAACAAUGCCAUCGUUUGGAGGUAUUUCACAAUCUACAGGUCGAAGGACUCCCAGCCGACAUACGAAGAAUAUCACUGGCUCAAGUCCAGAAUUUAAUACCAAUGAAUGUAUUGAGAAUAUAUCAAUGCCUUCGUAUGUUAACAAUACGAGAGCAUCCUGGGUAAAUACCUUUCCGUCUAUGCAAAGGUCAAGACAAGGAGCAAUGACUAACGAAUGCUUGGAUGAGGUUGCCAUGGCAUCCUUUGGUACUUUAAGUCGACAUACAGCUACAAAUGAAUGUCUCGAGGACAUUUCAAUGCCUUCAUAUCGGGAUAAUACCGGAUCGCUGAGGCAUAGAUGUCCAACACCAAUUCAGAGCACCAGAGAAGAAUGUUUGGAUGAUAUGACUAUGCCAUCUUUUGGUAGUACAAUGCCAACUUUCGCAGAAACUACACGGUCGUCUAGAGGUAAAAGUCCUAGGCCAAUGCAGAGCCUAAGGCAAAGAACGUUAACCCAUGAAUGCUUGGAUGAUAUGACUAUGCCAUCAUUUGGAAGAUCCUACGGAGGACCUGUUACUAAUGAAUGUCUUGAGGAUGUUACGAUGCCUUCAUUUGGUGAAACUACAGGAUUUUAUAGACGACGUAGUCAUAUGCCACUUGAAAGCACAAGACGAGGAGCGUCGAUGAUGCAAAGAUCCAGACAAGGAGCGAUAACUAACGAGCGGCUGGACGACAUGACCAUGCCUUCCUUUGGUAGUUCAGCACGUGGACACGCUACUAGUGAAUGCCUUGAAGAUAUUUCAAUGCCUUCAUAUGGAACGAAUUCAGGAAUGUCUAGACGAAGGUGCCACACGCCAUCGCAAAGAUCGAAUCAGAAUGCGACCACAGAAUGCUUGGAUGACAUGACCAUGCCAUCGUUUGGUGAUCCAAGUCAUGGAACUGGAUUUACUGAUUGUCCUGAGGCCUUUAGAUCGUUUCCAGGUAGGAGCCCCAACCAAAUGCAAAUAAUUCAAGGACUGAUGACCAACGAAAACUUGGAUAAUAUUACGAUGCCAUCGUUUGGUACUUUUGGUCCGAGUCGAGCUUCAAAUGAAUGCCUUGAGGACAUUUCAAUGCCAUCAUUUGUAAGAAAUACAAACUCAAUGCCAGGAAGUAGCACCACGCCAAGGCAGCGGUCCCGAAACGAAAUGACGACUAACGAAUGUUUAGAUGACAUGACCAUGCCAUCGUAUGGAGAAGUAUUUGGUACACCCAGAAGGCAAAUGACUUUACCAAGUGAGUGCUUAAACGACGUAAGUCAGCCGUCCUUCGUAAGAAGUACUGCUGAGGGAACCAGUCGAAGACAUGGCAACUUGACGUCCCAUAGUACAGUUUCGCGAGGUAGAAGCCCGAGGCAAAAUAAAAGGUCGGUGACAAAUGAGUGCCUGGAGGAUAUGACAAUGCCAACGUUUGGCGACAUCUCUGGGUCAUCGCGACGUGGUGUCCAGAACAGCCAUCGCCUGGAGGACAUCAGUAUGCCCUCGGGUUUCUUAAAUCGAACCCAGCACAGUGAAUGCGUUGAGGAUAAGGUGAGCGGAACGCGCGGAGGGCCUAGGACCAACGAAUGCCUCGAGGAUGUGAGUGCACCCAGUUUUGCUCCAAGCUCUCGAAUGACCUCAAGACAUAUGCCCGAGAUGACAAACGAGUGCUUGGAGGAUGUUUCUAUGCCGCUAAAUGAAUCCUUAGCUAUUAACGAUUCUAAAUCAAUAGCGCGACGUCCUCCCGACAUUUCGUAUCCCUCGGAAUUGUUGGCCAACGAGAGUGCUCCAUCGUAUCAUUCACGGCAGGAUAAAUCGGAUAUGCUGGCUGAUUGCCCUUCCACAUCUCCGCAGAAAAACGCCAGAAGUCGAGCUUGGGAUAAUUGCAGUGGUGGUCGCUUGGAGGAUGAGUCAAUGCCCACAUUUGAGGACGUAUCCUAUCAACCGAGGCGCCAUCAGUUGACCAUGCCCAGCGAGAAUUUGGAAGAUCAGACUCAGCCUAACUUCUUUAACUCCACGACCUUGCCUAGUUCUACUAGAACCGAGAAGCACCAUGCAACAAAGUCCCCUCGACAGGAGCAGAUAAGCAGCAGCAAACAGCUCGCCGAUGAGAGUGCUCCAUCUAUACUGAAGGAUACCACGAAGGGACCAUCGGAAGUGGUGAAAGAAGUAACGGUUCAGAGCUCGACCACUUCAGUGACCAGGGUUUUCCAGAAUACGGCCGAUACUUCGAAUAACUCCGGGCAUCCCAUGAUAGAAGACCUUUCAAUGCCACAGUUUGAGUCCACCGGUGCCAGCUCUCAUCAGAAUACCUCCCAGCAUGGCUUUCAAUCCAUGGAUAACUAUAGACCAUUCGAUCAAUUGAUUUAUAGCCAGAAUUCGGUGGGUAAUCAAACUCAGCCCGAGACUCCUCAACCAGUGAGGUCUUCGAAUCGCAGUCGAAGUGCGCGGAGAACACCAAGCACCCCAAACACACCGAGCACUCCGAAUAAUCGAGGAGCGACUUCUCCCAGUUCUAGUACCGCAACUCCAGAACAACCAUGCGAUAUGAUCAGCACAAAUUACCCAUACGGAAAACCCUAUUGCUAUAACCGAAAGCCUUGCUAGAUGGGUAAUAGUUUAUGAAUAUUUUUAUGUAAAUUGGUUUUAAUACGGCCUGGUGAUAUA
Messenger RNA from Drosophila yakuba, 5669 nucleotides. RefSeq lists its product as uncharacterized. The record is from RefSeq and is a predicted model, not a curated record. Bases 249 to 5609 code for a protein of 1786 amino acids. The transcript is spliced from 5 exons. Lineage: Eukaryota; Metazoa; Arthropoda; Insecta; Diptera; Drosophilidae.